This is a messenger RNA of Pelodiscus sinensis (Chinese soft-shelled turtle), 2096 nucleotides long. The record is from RefSeq and is a predicted model, not a curated record. NCBI's taxonomy places the organism in Eukaryota, Metazoa, Chordata, Testudines, Trionychidae.
CUGACCAUCAGCACCUGUACUCCACCCUGUCUGUCUAGCUUCAAUUUCCAGCCAUGAGAUCUUGUUGUGAUGGGUUUGGUCACAGAGAUCUCUUUGAUGCUAUCAUGUGCUGUGCUGAAAAACCACUGAGUCUGCCUAUUUGUCUUCUGGGGUGCUCAUCACUCAGUCCUGCUGAUCUAGAACAUCUCAUCUACUCCAGAGCUAGCACAGAAUUGGGAUCACAGCCCACAGCAGAGCAACAAAGACACUGAGAUCAUCUAAACUCUUGAAAGGCUCAGCGACCUUUGUCACAACACCCAGAUGCACAGAACCCCAGCUAUCCUGGAACUGUCUGGCACCUAUGACAUUAAAGGCACAUGGAAGAGUUCUAUCACCUUGCCAUGCGUCUACACGCCUUCCCAGGACAUUGUGCAGCAAACAGUCAUUUGGACCCUGGAGCGAGAUCAAAGCCCUGCCACUGUUUUCCGAAGGGAUAGCUCUGGGGAUCACAUCCUGUUGUCACAGUAUAGAGAUAGGGUCAGCGUCCCAAAUAGCACCCCAGGGGAUGUCUCUCUUGAAAUUGAGAUGCUUGAAGUCACAGACAGUGGACACUACACUUGCAAAGUCACCUGGAAAGCCCCGAACAAGAGCCUGCUAACAAAGGAGAGAACCAUGAUGGUCCGUGUCAUUAAAGUUGCAGUGACUAAACCCAUCAUCAAACCGGGCAAUCUGGGCUUCACCGUACCGAAAGGGGCUAGCGCCAGCCUGACUUGUUCUGCCAAUGGGUCCCCACCUAUCAUCUACCGCUGGUUCAAGGGAGAGCCUGGAGGAAAGGCGGUGCACGUGAGCAAUCACGCCGUACUCAUGUUUGAUUCUCUGCAGAUGUCUGACACGGGGAAAUAUUACUGCAAGGCAGAAAACAGAGCAACCUCCCAAGUCAUGGAGCAGAGUGAUUCAGUGCAACUGACUGUGAUGGAGUACCAAGGGGCCAGCCUGCCCCUCUAUGUCAUCAUCCUGAUUGGUGUGCUCUGCAUGGCUGUGGUGUUAGUUGUCAUUGCUGUCAUCUUGUGCAGGAGAAAGAUCAAGAAGGAUAAUUCAAAUGAAAUAACACAUCAUAACUCCAAGAACCUCACAAGAAGAAAGCCUUGUUCAGAAGUCAAUGACAAGUGCACUUACGAGGAAGCCAUAACUAGAGCCGAAAACAACUAUACAUCACAGCCUGUGAAAGAGAAUGAAUAUGAGACAAUAAGUCCAAUGAAAACCAAUGACUAUGCAACCCUUGUGAAAGCAACAGAAUCUGAAUAUGAACUGGUGGAUGUUCCAUAGAAAACUAGCAUUUACUCACAAGCAAAGGUGCAGAAGACAGGGUGGUAGAGCUUGAACGGUGAUCAUUCAUUAAGGGAAGCCCUUUGCCCUUUACACCACCUUCUCUGAUAAAAAUACUAAGCUUAUUGUGUGAAUUGUUGAAGAGCAAGUGCAUCUGGUCUUUCAUGGGCUCCAGUUUGCUUUAUUGGUGCUUGAGAAUUUGUGUGAAACCUACCCAAGAUCGGCUUCCUGGGGUAAAAUAUCCAGGAAUUAAACAUGUUGAGAAGUUCCUCUCUCCCUCCUAGGCCUAGUGUUCAGCACAGACAAUGGAAUGGCCUUUAAUAGUGUGAGGGCAGUUCAGGAAAAAAAAAAGCUGAAAGCAAGGUCAAAUUCAAACCUACACUGCUCUAAAGGUACUAGCACAAAGGAACCAACUCUGCAGCCAUAUCUUCUCUGCAAUUUAGAAUAGUUUUUAUGCCAUGCAUAUACUGUGAGAGAAAAUGUGUGUGUAUUCUGUAGUAAAAUUUAGCUACUGCUACUUAGCUGCCUAAUCAUAUGGUAUCUCUAUAUAGGACCUACUCUUUCAGAGAGUCCUUUCUUUGAUCUCUUGCUAGAAUUACAUUUUUAGCAUUUGGAAAAGAUGGAAUAUAGUGCCUAGGAGCGUUGGCAUCUGCCAACGUUACUUUUAUCUGUUCCUUGCUUUGCCCUUAGACACUAAGGGUAUGUCUAGACUACAAGCCUCUUUCGAAAGAGAGCAUCUAGACAGCAACCACUUUUUUCGAAAAAGAGAGCAGCCUGGAUGCUCUCUUUUG